CAAAUACCCGGAAGUAGCUUGGGACUUGUCAACAACGGGCCGACCGAGAUGGUAGAGUCUUCCUAAUCCAAAGUCAAGAUGUUGAUCCCUUGACAUUUUAUUUUUAUUUUUAAUUUUUUUUUUUUAUUUUAGUUUGACUUUAGUUUAGUGGAAUCAUUUUGCCACCAUGACAUAUAAAUACAACUUCUUGGUUUUUACCGCAGCAGUUUGCUGCCUUUUUAACCCUGUCCACAGCUCAGUUCGUUGUGGACACAGCCUCCAAAUCUUGGACUCCCAGGUAGGAGAGAUCCGGAGUUCUGCUUACCACAGCUGGUCCUACCGCUUUGGCUCUACCUAUGACUGCUGGGUCAUCAAAGGUGUUGAAGAUAAACCCGUCGUUCUCAGUUUUUCCCAGUUUUCGGCACGUUGUAAGAAGGAAUGGUUGUCCAUAAAGUCGUCUGCCGGCGGUGACCCAGUUGUGCUUUGUGGGUCCAAGUUGCCGCCACCCAUGGAGUUUCCUUCAGGAAACAUCACUGUGAUACACCACUUCCUCCCUCAUCUGUUCCCGGUGUCAUCGUUUCUCUUGAGUUACGCCAGAGACUCAGGAGACUGUCCUUCAUCAUCAUUCCUAUGCCCGGGGGGGCGUUGCAUUCCUCUGUCCUGGCGCUGCAAUGGCCAAGUGGAGUGUCUCGGUCCUGGGCUUGGGUCAGAUGAGCAAGGCUGCUACGUAGAAGAGGAAACUCCAUCUCCAUUCAAACACACCAGCUCACAGGCGACUCAGGCAAAAGAGGAAACCCACACAGAGAAAACCGACAUUAGGGACUUGGAGAGAAGCGUGCACCUCAAUAAACCACUGAGUUCUGAUCGGUCUUCUGAGGUAGAUGAUCUGUUGGCCCUGCUGAAGAGGGAGGAAGAGCAGCAGCAGGAGGAGGAGGAGGACGAAGAGUCCCAGGAGGAUCAAGAGCAGACUCAAAAACCUCCGUCGGUGACACCAGUCCCCAUCGAGUGGCCUUGUGGCGGACUGCUCCAGAACUUUUAUGGGACCUUCUCUCCUCCCUCCCAACGGGGUCCUGCUCUGAAUUGUGUCUGGACUCUGGAUCCUCAAGAUUCUAGGCCUCUCAGACUGGACCUGCAGCAGCUGGUCCUGGGGUCUGGGGACAAACUGACAAUCUACAACAGGCAGCAGGGAAAAGGAGACAUUCUGAAAAUUAUCACCAGUACCUCCAAUUACAAACCAAUCCAGCUGGAAUCCUCCACCGGCCUCCUCUCUCUGAAGUACGAGACCCUGCCAGGCUCGAAGGGAAAUGGUUUCAAUGCAACCUUUCAUGUGGGAAGCUACUGCCCCCCUUGGGAAGGUCGUUGUGGGGGAACGUCGGGCGGGUGCUUCACACAGGAGCAACGCUGCGAUGGAAAAUGGGACUGUCCUGAGACGGGGAAGGACGAGGAGGGGUGCAGGGGCUGCGGUCCAAACCAGUUCGCCUGUGGGGCGGUGGGUCCGAGGAUGCUGGCGACGGGCCACUUUGCCGGCAGACCUCUGUGUUACCCUGUGAAAGAGCGAUGCAACUACCAGCUGUACUGCACUGACGGCAGCGACGAGAGGGACUGCAGCACGUGUCAGCCGGGGACGUUCCACUGCGACAGUGACAGGUGUCUGUUUGAGAGCUGGCGCUGUGACGGCCAGGUGGACUGCAAAGAUGGCACGGACGAACUCAACUGCACCGUUGUCCUGCCCCGGAAGGUCAUCACUGCUGCGACGGUUGGCAGUCUGGUGUGUGGACUCCUGCUGGUCAUCGCCAUGGGCUGCACCUGUAAACUGUACUCACUCAGGACUAGAGAGUACAGUCUGUUUGCUCCAAUCAGCCGUCAGGAGGCGGAGCUAAUCCAGCAGCAGGCCCCUCCCUCCUAUGGUCAGCUGAUCGCUCAGGGCAUCAUCCCUCCAGUGGAAGACUUUCCCACAGAAAACCCCAACGAGAGCUCCUCCCUCUCCCUGAGAGGAAUCCUCCAGCUCCUCCGUCAGGAUGCCGCCAACUCCCCGCAUCGCAGACGCAGACCACGGUUCGUCCGCCGGGCUGUGCGUAGAAUGAGGAGAUGGGGUCUCAUCCCUAGAGCUCCCUCCUCCAGGUCGACACAAACCUCCAGCUCCAACCAGCAGCAGUCAGACCCCACCUCCUCCGGUCAGGAGCCAGUACGCUCCAUUCCUUCCAGCUCUUCCUCGUCCGCAGUUGAAGCCGUCAACCAGCCGGUGCCUCAGAAACUGGGUUUGUUGGCUCAGUCUGAGCAACGGCAGCAGCAUCAACAAUCUCCUCCACCUGCGCCUGCACCGCCACCUGCUGUUCCUUCUCCACCUCCACCUCCGUACGCUCCUCCGGCUCCUCCACUCACUCCUCCAGUCACCGUGCCUCCCAGCAGCCCUUCUCUGGCCUCAAUCUUCCACACCCUCGGCCUGAGCAUCUCCCUCUUCAGAGGCUCGCCUUCUUCUUCCUCCUCCUCCUCUUCCACCAACUCUAUGCCUCUCUCCACCUCGCCGUCUUUCUCCUCAUCCUCCUCGGACGACGAGGUUCUUCUCAUCCCUCUGUCAGAGGACACCACCUCAGAGGAGGAAGACGUUCCCAUGCUAACCUGAGGAUGACCUUCCGACCUCCACACGUCCCCAGUCCCUCCUCUUAUUUCCGCACUAACAACUUUAUGACAUACCCCGUCCUCUCGCCCUGUAAUUUUUAAACUUCGAAGCACAGGAGUGGUUCACAGCCAGAAGCUUCGGCCUCACUGUGCAAGUCUGGUGCCUUUUCUGAACAUCGCUCUCCACACACACAACCAGGCGUCUGACCCUCUCUAAGUAGAAGGUUUCCUUUGUUAUAAGUUUGUCUGAGGGCGAUGGUCAGUGAGUAUCGUGGUUGAGCACUUAACAAAUUAAUGAACGAGUGAGUGAGUGAGUGAAUGAAAUGCUGGGCUGCACAUGGAAGGAACAUGUUUGCACAGAAAAAUGUUCCUUCUCCUGAAACUAAGGCAGGUGUCGCUGUUACACUGAUGCAGGUUUCAGGUGUUUAUUGCUCUGUAUUCUGGGUGUGAAUGUGUUUGUUUUUAGUCAAACACAGACAGUGGUGUGUGUUUGUAGAUGCUUCUCCUGCCCUCAUGUACCCCACCUCCUCCCCCGGUGAUGUUGUACAACUGGGCCGGUCAAAAAGUUCCGAGACAGAUGUUUUAUCAUUUCUGCGGUUGUCUGAUGUAAAUGACUAGAACCAGUUCAGACCGGUCUCUGUGUCUCUAACAUCUUUAUCAAAAAUCAAGCAUUUAAAGGAAUUCACUGAUGGAAACACCACAAAAAAAGAUUCUAGACUGACAUGGAGGAAAUUAUAUUUCUAUACCCGAAAAAAAAAUCUUUGUUUAUGUCUUAGAACUUUUUGACUUGCCGUUGCACUUACAAAACCUCAUAUUCAGAAAAGUCUUGACUGUAGGAUUGCGUCAGGUUACUGUGAAACACAGAACCAGUUCGGCUGCACUGCUCAUUAUCUGUCACCAUAGACCACUGACCUUCUCUCCUGAUCUAUAACCAAUCAGUGUUUGAGAAAGGAUGAGAAGGGGGAGUGUGAUUGGUCACUGAUCGUCCAAUAGUAGCCUGGCCAAGUGAAUGACCGCUCACACCAUUCCCACUAGAGGUCGCGGACAUGUUCUUUUCCACCAAGUAGUUUUAUGUUUAUGAAUGAAUUUAAAAAACGCACUUAUUAAAACGAACGAAACUCACCACAGCACCAUAUAAAUCAUAUAAGAAGCUAUUAUAUUUGGCAAAUUGAAAAACAAAAACAUUGGAAUUCAAAAUUAUGUGUAGAUACAGGUAAAUAUAUUUUAAGGUUUAAACAAGCAUUUAAACCUACAAUGCCUGUGCAUACCACUAGGGGUCCGUGCAGCUUGAAAAUGUGUGGAGCAACAUGAAGAGGAGCAGACAAUGUGGACCAGUCACUGAAGAAAGCAUGUGACAGGUUAAAGGAGUUAGCCUGGUGCUAGAGUUCUGAAAAUGUCUUUUCUGAAAAUGGGGGUUUGUAAAAGUAAAACAAAAUUGAUAUUAAAAAAAUUCACCCACUAAUUAAGUGCCUUUGUAAGGUUUUAUAUAGGUUUUACGUGAGGUGAAAAAGACAAACAGAGGCAUGUUUUUUUUUCACCAACACUUUUACGUUGCCAUAAACUGAAAACACAACAGUUUUUAUAGUGUUAAAACGUUGGUCUCCCCUAGUUUUUGUUCUUGUUUUGUCCACAAACUAAGCAACAAAAACAUGACAACGAUCAUCGAUCGGCUUCCUAACGACUUGAUGAAGAUGAAAGAAUAUUUGCUGUGGAGUGUUAGCUUCUUUGAGCUAAAAGAAGAUAAAGAUAACGAGGCUGGAUCAAGACUUUUACACUGCACUGUUAGUCGUUUAAAGAAGCAGAGGUGACAAAAGACAAUCUCUUUGGUGCCUGAUUUUAGUGUGUAUGAGGUGUGUGCAGAUUGAUUGAUAAGAAGCCCCUCAUUUACAAAGCAGGGCGGGGCUAAUUAAUUUAACUACCGAUAAAUAAACUUGAAACUUCCAGGCCCUGCAGGGUCACAAUCAGUUCAACCACAACAGAGUUCUUGUUUCUUUUGUUUUGCUGUUUUUAGUUUAUCCUCCUGUUUUUUCUCUGCUGUUUAAGUUGUGUUUGUUUCCUGCUCUUAGCUUCGAUGAAUGUACCAGUUUGGACUAAAACUAAAGAUUCGAGCGAAAAUAAAGAGAGAAAGUGAUUUAAUGAUUUAUCUUUAGGGUCAAUUUCACUGUAAAUAGAAUAAACAUUGUGGCAGAGAUUAAAGAAUUUGCACUUUUA
Cynoglossus semilaevis (tongue sole) is the source of this 4809-nucleotide messenger RNA. It is a transcript of the gene lrp10, whose product is annotated as low density lipoprotein receptor-related protein 10. Gene Ontology annotation, molecular function: protein binding; low-density lipoprotein particle receptor activity. Lineage: Eukaryota; Metazoa; Chordata; Actinopteri; Pleuronectiformes; Cynoglossidae. Gene Ontology annotation, cellular component: plasma membrane. The transcript has 10 exons. The coding region runs from base 167 to 2602 and encodes 811 amino acids. The record is from RefSeq and is a predicted model, not a curated record.